This is a messenger RNA of Talaromyces atroroseus, 4143 nucleotides long. RefSeq lists its product as hypothetical. Bases 1 to 4143 code for a protein of 1380 amino acids. The transcript is spliced from 2 exons. Lineage: Eukaryota; Fungi; Ascomycota; Eurotiomycetes; Eurotiales; Trichocomaceae. The record is from RefSeq and is a predicted model, not a curated record.
AUGGCUGAAACACUGCUGGGCAAGAGUGGCCGGAGAAAGAGCUUCUCUUUCUUUCACUCACACUCUCACCAGCUGUCCUCCUCCUCUUCCAACUCUUGCUCUGGCUCUGGCUCUGGCUCUACCUCCACCGCCGCCGCCGCCCACGACCGAUCUGCGUCCGAUGAACUGCCCACAUUGAAGCGAGCGCGUCGCAAUUCCUCGUUUUUUGGCAGUCGAGAUCCCAGCCCCAAAGGACCAACACCAAAUGUCCUGCGCCGCCCGCAGACCUCAGAGUCCGAAGUCAUGUUUGGCGCUCCAGAUGCUCUGAAACAAAAGCGCAAGUCGCUGCAGCUGUCGAAACGCUCUUCCGUGUUCGGCUCCUUCCGUUCCCUGCAGUCGUUCGAGGACGAUGACAGAGCCCUGGCCACCCAGAGAUCACGUGGUCCUUCCAUCGACGACAGCUACAACUACAACAGCAACAACGCCGACGUCAAUAUCACCAACCUUUCGUCCUCUCAUACAAGAAGGCUGCUGGGCCAUGUGGUUUUGCAUCAUGGAGAGGUCCAGACAGCCGGCACCAUGUGGCGGAAGAGAAACCACUAUCUGGUGCUGACGGACACGCACUUGAUUCGUUUCAAGAGUCAACACAAAGCAGCCGAUUUCUUCCCAACCAUCACUGUGCCUUCUACUCGUCCGACCCCAGUCAACCGCCAGUCUGUCGUCUCUGUUGCAUCGUUGCAGGACCAUACCGUCUCUGCUCACAGUGGCGACGUCGCUGCCAUUGCCUUGAAUAGCAUUGUGUCUGUCAAUGGACUUGAGGAGGGACGAAACCAAACCACCAUUGAACUGUCCUACUUGGAUGACCGCACCAACAAAGCAGCCCUCAUGGCAAUUCAACUGACCGACCCCGACGAGCAGAACCUUUGGCUAAUUGGUAUUCGCGCCGCCGCCCAGUCAGCUCGCACUGCAGAGCCCUUGCCUUUCGAGACUAAAGCGGUGGAGUAUGUCGCGCGAAUCUUGGAACAGGACCGAGACUACGACCCGGAGUAUUUCAAUAUCUUUCGAGUUGUCCAGAGAUCUUCCAAGCAAAAUAUCCGAACCUCGGCCGAUGAUUUGGGAAAGCUGUCGGCGACAAUGUGCUAUCUUGCAAUUGGCCUGCACAAAAUCCACUUGAUUCCUCUGCAGAAAGGCUCUAGCCGGUCAUCUCUCAUCUCUCUCAAUGAACUUGAUUUAGGGGCAUCUCUUGGCUUGAUGUCAUUAACGUUUUUGAUGGUGCACUCUGGCGAUGAUAGAUUUCAAUUGACUUUUCGCGUUCCAUUACAAAGUCCAAUACAAGUGAACUUGGCCUCUGUUCAUUCGACUGACAUCGCAUUAUGGAUUCGGCAGCGAACCGAGUUUUUGCGUCCGCUCUGGCUGCACCAACCGUACGAACUCAUGGUUCCUCCCGAUGUUGCUGACGAGGACCUUUCUCCGGUCACAGCCCUCGAUGAAGAUUUUGGCUGCUUUGAUAGAACAUUGAUUGCAUAUUCGGCGAGCUACGACAUUGACACUUCCAACAUCCGGUAUACUAUCGAUCUCGAGUGUGAAGAUGCUCCUUGUUUAAGGCUACUUUCUCCUGCCUCAAAGAAACGCAGUCAUUACAAUGUCCUUGAAUUGUUAGCUGUAAUGCGUGCACUGCGGUAUAACGAAUCAUUUUGUUCGAUUUCAUUCAGUGGUAUCAGUCUCGACGCCCUGCAGAGCUGUCGCGACCGCUUUGGGCCAGAUUGGAAUGCUUUCACAACCCGAGCUGGAGCCCAGGUUAGUAUUGCUGGCCAGGAUCGCUUGUCUGUGUUGUCUCAGGAGAUCCGGGCUUUGGCCUUGAAGAGCAGGCGGUUAAGGAGACUCGACUUUUCAUUUUGUCUGUCUCGAAUUCCGAUUUCCGAUAGAGGCGCCCGUGACCCCGGUUGCGGCAUCCCAGAAGCAAUCUUCCCUCUUUGCCGCCGACAGCUUACCAACGUGGAUUGGAUUGUUUUGAAUGGUAUUAAACUAGGUGAUUCUGAUUUGGAUUAUAUCGUGGAUGCUGCUUCACAAAGAGCUAGUCAUCUUCGAGCGUUGGAAGUAGGGGACUGCGGGCUCUCUGUUCACGAUUUGGACCUUGUUUUGUCGACCUUGACUGCCCAGGAGACAACGCUGGAAGCUGUCAAUAUCUCUGGAAUUCAAGGGCGUCUCAGUCCAGAGCUAUUUCAUCAGCAGAUUGGUUACUUUGGACAAAUUCGAAAGAUAAACCUAACUCGUGUUGCCAGGACGUCUGGGGUGGAGCCACUUAUUGCUCCUGAGACGUUGUUGAAUUGGCGACUGGAGGAACUUUCUCUCAGUCAAACGGCAGUCAACAAAGAGACCGUGGAAUCGAUUGCCGCAUAUUUAGUCAGCGACCGUUCUUCAUCCCUCCGGAUUCUUCGUUUCGACCAGUGCGGACUGACAGGUGCAGAUGUCGCUACUUUUCUACACUGCAUGACUCGGCCCGCGGAUCAGGUUCGCAAUUUGCAUCUUCAUGUUAGCGAAAAUCAUUUGGAUACCAAUUAUGGCCUGUUAUUCAAGGCUAUCGCAGAUAAUAACACGCCAACGCACAUGUCUAUGCGCAUGAUUGACUUUAAGAAGGAGGACCAUUUCCGGGAACUUAUCGAGGCGUUGAGGAAGAACACGUCGUUGAAGUAUCUGGACAUUUCGAAGGCCUCUCUUCCGUACGAUGCCGGACCUGAGACAUGCGAGGCAUUGCAACUAAUGUUUGAAGAGAACGAGACCUUGGAAGAGUUGGAUAUUAGUGGCGAAUAUGCCCAUUUGGACGUCGCUCGGUAUGGUAUUGGGCUUAACCAAGCACUGACAGGAUUGAAGAAAAACAAGUCCUUGAAGGUACUCCGAAUCGAGCAUCAGAAACUAGGACUACAGGGUGCCAACACUUUGGCUUCUGUUUUGGAGGAGAAUACGAGUUUGCAGGAGGUUUACUGUGAGAACAACGACAUGAAUCUCCAGUCCUUCACAGUGCUCGUGAACGCGCUCCAGCGUAACGACUCGAUAACCUUUCUCCCUGAUAUGAAUGCUGAUCGGCACCAAUCUCUGGAGAGAGUUCGCAGGGAGUUUAUCAACGUUAAGCGCGAUGCGUCGUCACACCAACCGAAUCUAGCCACCACUUCUAUUCGCCGCUCGAUUCACGCUGCGAUAACGAUUGGGCAGCCGUCUGGGGGUCAUAAACUUGCCAAAUCAAACCUCGCUGUUCGGGCCCAGAAAGACGGUCACUACUUGCCGGCUGCGACACUAUUAGAAUCUUCAAGCUCAGAGUCCAUGGGCCAAGAGGUUGAAAGUACACUCCGCUCUUUGAAUAGAAAAUGGGACAUUGAAGUUGACCGACUGCAUCGAUAUCUGUACAAGAAUUACUGCUCGUUGCAUGGUAUUCCGUUUGAUUCUGCCGAAUACAGGGACUAUUCUGAUGUCAAUAUAGUGGAUGAUUCUCCUCCAGUCACAUCAGCAAGCCUCACGGCGGCGCUAGGCGAGCUUGACAUUAAUGCCAUCCCACAUGAGUCAAUUGUUAUACCUCGAUUUGAUAGCGAAAAGGACGCCAUGGAAGAGCAUAGUAGUUCGGGGAGUUCAUCGCCGGUGGUUACCAUGUCCAGCGUCAAUUCUACGCCCACUGUGGAAUCACUCAAAUACAUGGAUGCAUUGCAAUCUCUUUCCCCGGCGUCGAGUGCGUCAGAUAAGGCCUUCCUUACUACUACCUCUACUACCACGGCUACUACGAAGAACUAUUCCGCUUCACAGCACUCAUCGUCUCCCCAAUUAUCGCUACCAGUGCCACCAUUCUUCGGAGCUCCGCCGCCUCCAAAGGACAACAGAGCAGCCAGUAUUCACAGCAACGGCAGCUCGAGCAACAUGUCAACAAGCACGGGGCCUCGAGCGCCGAGUUUUCGCAGUACUGGCGGUAGUGGUGGCAGCAGCUCGAAUACCUCUUCAUUACGGAAACUGCUCACCAGUCGUCCGACAUCUGCCAUGCGAGGAAUGCGUCAGAUUAGCAACAGCAGCCAUAUGAAUAGUGGCAACUUCUCCUCUUCUCGAAAGAAGCCAAUGACUAAAUCAGUUAUUAGUGAUGAGCCGCCGCGUAUCAUUUGGUCGCCUCCAGAGGUCAAUUUAUAA